UUGCCGUCUGAUACGACUGAAGUCAUUUCUUUAGCUGUGAGUAAACCAGGGGAGGAGUUCACGUUACGAUCAGUCAUGGCGGCUUCCACUGGUCGCUGAGAAUCCUAUAGAAGAAAACCCAUAUGUAUGAAGUCUGGAGCCGGAGGAGGGCUGGGGCCACAGAUUCGUUCACUUUCUUUCGCUGUUCAGUGGCUGUAGCUUGAAAAACCUAUGAAGAAAAAUGGCUGAUAUUAGCCCAAAGGAAAUUGGAAUUUUAUCAUGUGUCGUGUUUAUAUGUUACUGGAACAGCCUGUAUUGUGGUUUUGUCUUCGAUGAUGUCUCAGCAAUUUUGGACAAUAAAGAUUUGCAUCCCUCAACACCCAUAAAAAAACUAUUUCAAAAUGAUUUCUGGGGGACGCCAAUGUCUGAGGAAAGAAGCCAUAAGUCCUACCGCCCCCUUACAGUCUUAACGUUUCGCUUGAACUACUUAUUUAGCGAGCUGAAUGCUGUUUCCUAUCACUUUCUGAAUAUGGUUCUGCAUGCUGUGGUGAGCCUGAUUUUUCUCAAAGUCUGCAAACUUUUCUUGGAUUCAAGAACCAGCCUGAUAGCUGCGUUGUUGUUUGCUGUGCAUCCAAUACACACUGAGGCAGUUACUGGGGUGGUUGGAAGAGCCGAACUUCUCUCCUCUAUAUUCCUUUUAGCAGCAUUCCUCUCCUAUACCAAAUCUAAGGGACCAGACAAUUCAAUUGUUUGGACUCCGAUUGCUGUUGCUGUAUUUCUGGUUGCGGUUGCAACCCUGUGUAAAGAGCAGGGAAUUACUGUUGUGGGGAUUUGUUGUUUCUAUGAAGUAUUCAUUGCUCAAGGGUACACGUUUCCGGUGUUAUGGGAUACAAUGAUACGGAUCCUUAUAGGUAAAGGUAGCAUUCCGUACUCUAUGCUUCAGACAUUAUUAAAGCUCAUUGUGUUGAUGUUCAGCACCCUGCUUCUUGUGGUCAUUCGGGUUCAGGUCAUCCAGUCCCAACUUCCAGUUUUUACCAGGUUUGAUAACCCUGCAGCUGUCAGCUCCACACCUGCAAGACAAUUAACAUUUAAUUACCUGCUCCCUGUGAAUGCCUGGCUUCUCCUUAAUCCAUCAGAGCUCUGCUGUGAUUGGACCAUGGGAACGAUUCCUUUGGUGGAGUCUGUUCUUGACACCCGGAACUUGGCUACCUUGGUAUUCUUUGGUGUUUUGGGAUACCUGGUUAUGUUCAGCAUCAGAUAUCAUGGUGAUUCGUCAAAAACUGUGCUUAUGGCUCUUAGUCUGAUCGUAUUGCCUUUUAUACCUGCAUCAAAUCUGUUCUUCCCUGUUGGCUUUGUUGUUGCGGAAAGAGUGCUUUAUGUCCCUAGCAUGGGGUUCUGCAUACUUGUUGCACAUGGCUGGAAGAAAUUAUCAUGCAAAAGCAAGUUGAAAAAACUUUCUUGGAUAUUUUUGGCGCUUGUGCUGUUCACUCAUGCCAUGAAAACAUUCAACAGGAACUGGGACUGGGAGUCAGAAUACACUCUGUUUAUGUCUGCUUUGAAGGUAAACAAAAAUAAUGCAAAACUGUGGAAUAAUGUGGGCCAUGCUUUAGAGAAUGAGAAGAAUUAUGCCAAAGCACUAAGGUUUUUCAAGCAGGCUACCCAAGUGCAACCAGAUGAUAUUGGAGCACAUAUGAAUGUUGGAAGAACCUAUAAAAACCUGAACAGAAGCAAAGAGGCAGAGGAAUCAUAUUUAAUUGCAAAAGCGCUUAUGCCACAGGUUAUACCAGGAAAGAAAUAUGCAGCCCGAGUAGCCCCUAACCACCUCAAUGUGUACAUAAACCUUGCAAACUUGAUUCGGGCAAACGAAUCUCGCCUGGAGGAAGCAGAUCAGUUGUACAGACAAGCGAUAAGCAUGCGGCCAGAUUUCAAACAAGCUUAUAUCAGUAGGGGAGAAUUACUCUUAAAAAUGAACAAGCCUUUAGAAGCUAAAGAUGCCUAUAUGAAAGCCCUGGAGCUAGAUGGAAUGAAUGCAGAUCUGUGGUACAACCUAGCAAUAGUUUAUAUUGAAUUGAAAGAUCCACAGGAAGCUCUGAAAAACUUUAACCAAGCACUUGAAUUAAAUCGGAAGCAUAAGCUUGCUUUGUUCAACUCUGCCUUACUUAUGCAGGAAUCAGGCAAUGUCCGACUGAGACCAGAGGCCAAGAAAAGACUCCUGACCUAUGUUGAGGAAGAACCGCAUGAUGCAAAUGGUUAUUUUAAUUUGGGCAUGCUGGCUAUGGAUGAAAAAAAAGAUUUUGAAGCUGAAACAUGGAUGAAAAAAGCUAUACAUUUACAGCCAGGUUUCCGUAGUGCCCUCUUCAAUCUGGCCCUCUUGUAUUCUCAGACUGCAAGGGAACUGGAGGCCUUACCUGUUCUGAAUGAGUUACUGCGUUACUACCCAGACCACACGAAAGGCCUGAUACUAAAAGGAGACAUCCUUAUGAAUCAAAAGAAAGACAUUAAAGGUGCAAAGAAAUGCUUUGAAAAAAUAUUAGAAAUGGAUCCUAAUAAUGUGCAAGGAAAACAUAAUCUCUGUGUGGUCUAUUUUGAGGAGCGAGAUUUGUUGAAAGCUGAACGGUGCCUUGUGGAGACAUUGGCAUUAGCCCCACAUGAGGAAUACAUUCAACGCCAUCUUAAUAUUGUGCGCAGUAAAAUCCUGUCCCUUAAUGCUGCUGGACAGCCUAUUCUUCCAGUGGCUGAAGAGUCACCCACACAAGAACAACAUGGAAAAGAGAUUGAAGAAGAAAAAAAAACUCAGUCUGACAAAGUAAGCAAAGAAAAAAAUAUACCAAAAACAACUACAUCCACAAAAAAGAAAAACAAAGGGCCAACGAAAUCUAAAAACCAACAGAAAAAUUCCGAGGAAGAAAUAAAGAAAAAAUCAACAAAAGAAAUAAAAGACAUUGAAACUAAAAGAGUUGCUGCACUGAAACGAUUAGAAGAAAUUGAACGUAUAUUAAGUGGCGACUGAUCUAUAAGACGAUAUUUCAGACUUGGAUAGUGUUUUUAUAUUAUGCUCACUAGAGUACUGGGUUCCUUGGUUUUAAAACUUGAAAUGAGUUGAAGAGCGAAGUUGGUGGCUGCUGAAUGAUGUCUGGAUUUCGGAACCAUUUGUGUGCUCCAUAUUAUUUAUACACUAUUUAUAUCUUGAACAUGCAUCUUAUUUUUGUUUUCCACUUUAUUAUUCCUAAAUUCAAUUUUUUAUCAUUAAUAUUUCACCCAUCAUCUUAAAGUUUGCCCCUUUUUGAAGGGAAAUUACCUUAACAAUAACCCACUGUGAGCUCUAAGUGUUCAAUAAAACAUUUUUUUCUUCUAUUAUAGUUUGAUAUAUCUGGUUUAGUAAUGUGUUCUCAGAAUCCAGUACUGCAUGAAUAAAACUAUCUGAACUGCUGUAAA
This is a messenger RNA of Spea bombifrons (plains spadefoot toad), 3414 nucleotides long. RefSeq names its product transmembrane O-mannosyltransferase targeting cadherins 3 (gene TMTC3). Gene Ontology annotation, cellular component: endoplasmic reticulum. Bases 221 to 2989 code for a protein of 922 amino acids. The record is from RefSeq and is a predicted model, not a curated record. Gene Ontology annotation, biological process: protein O-linked glycosylation via mannose. The transcript is spliced from 14 exons. Lineage: Eukaryota; Metazoa; Chordata; Amphibia; Anura; Pelobatidae. Gene Ontology annotation, molecular function: mannosyltransferase activity; protein binding.